AUGGCGCGCACGCACAAGAAUUUGCAUCGCCAGUGCUGCAUCAAUUCUACAGAAUGCUGGGAGCAAGGCAGCAUGUUCGCAUCUAAGGAGGAUGAGGUAACUUGCAUGUUUAUUACUCAGAUUGCAAGCAGCAUCACCUACAUAGGCGUCACGUUGAACGCCUUGUACAACUUCAUCAUGGCCGGCAUGGCUGUAGCCCUAGUCUACUGGUACCGAGAUUGCGACCCGCUUCUGUCUGGUGCCAUCACCAAGCUUGAUCAGAUGCUGCCUUACUACGUGAAGGAAAAUCUGGGCGACUUUCCAGGAUUCUCGGGGCUCUUCCUCACAGGUGUUGUCAGCGCCGCCACAAGCACUGUGUCAUCCAUCAUCAACUCCCAAGCUGCCGUGUUUUACGUGGACGUAAUUUCGCAGUACAGAAAGUUUUCGUCACAGCAAGCAGCAGCCUUUACAAAAAAGAGUGCCCUCUUCUUUGGAUGCGUGCUCACCGCUUGUGCUGUAGCAGUGCCUCACCUAGGUUCAGCUGUUCGGCUUAUUUUGGUGCUGCACAGCGGAGGGACUGCACCAUUCGUUGGACUCUUCGUCUUGGGUCUUAUUUUUCCGUGGGCCAAUGCGAAGGGCGCUGCAGUCGGCACUUUGGUUGCUGGCUCUCUGCAGCUGUGGCUGAUGUUCGGAAAGAUCGCCCUCGACGUUCAUUCCCCAGGAUGGGCGUCACUCUCGACUAUUGUCCAAUCAACGCCACUUUUCCAAUGA
Rhipicephalus sanguineus (brown dog tick) is the source of this 750-nucleotide messenger RNA. Its product is annotated as sodium-coupled monocarboxylate transporter 2-like. The transcript is spliced from 7 exons. Lineage: Eukaryota; Metazoa; Arthropoda; Arachnida; Ixodida; Ixodidae. The record is from RefSeq and is a predicted model, not a curated record. Gene Ontology annotation, biological process: transmembrane transport; sodium ion transport. The coding region runs from base 1 to 750 and encodes 249 amino acids. Gene Ontology annotation, cellular component: membrane. Gene Ontology annotation, molecular function: symporter activity.